AUGGAGCCAGGUGCUCACAUCACCUUUGUGUCUAUUCCUACUGGGGGCAAUGAUCUCAAAAGGAUUCACUUCUGCCGAGACAUGUUUGAUAAGCCGCGAGCCCAGAGGUUGUGGGCUGAGAAUUACGACAAGAUCAGGGAGCUUCAUAAUAUCCAGAAUUUAAAUCAACAUGUUUUCAACACUCCUGCAAGGUCUGAUGAUGAUGAGAACUCGGGGGAAUCUGAACAAGAUAUCCCAAUGGCUUCAAUGCUGAACAUGGAUUCGACUCCGGGGAAUUUCCAUGCACCCGCUGGGAAUAUGGGGUAUUUCCAUGGUGGGAUAUCAAGGGCUAACAACCCUACUGACAAUGACAUGGAUGCUGAAUGGGUUGAGCAGGAUGAUCCUGGAGUGUCAAUCACUUUGAAGAGGUCAGCUAAUGGGACCAGGCAAAUUCGCCGUAUCAAAUUCAGCUGGGAAAUUUUUGAUGCAGAUGCAGCCAAGGAUUGGUGGCUGCGCAACAGGGUUCGAGUUCAUGCUCAGCAUAUGUGA
This is a messenger RNA of Gastrolobium bilobum, 528 nucleotides long. RefSeq names its product protein BREVIS RADIX-like. The record is from RefSeq and is a predicted model, not a curated record. Lineage: Eukaryota; Viridiplantae; Streptophyta; Magnoliopsida; Fabales; Fabaceae. The coding region runs from base 1 to 528 and encodes 175 amino acids. The transcript has 4 exons.